AUGCAGAGCGCUGGCAAAUCGGCUGAAGAGACGCGCUUGCUGACGUCAACAUUACUGGACUUUUUAGCCUUCUGUAAAGACAAGCAGGUACCUGUGGUUGUUGCUGCAGGCAACCAACCAGCCGCACGCUUUGUGCAUGACAGUUACCCGCAAACACUCUCGGCGGCGAAUGAUGUCAUGGUUCUUGUUGGCGGAGUGACCCCAACUGGUGUCGUGUGGGACAAAACCGUAUUGGAUCCCAACAAUCAGAUCUCCGUUUUUGCGCCCGCCGAGGACGUCGUGGUCCCGAAGUCAGGUGGUGCGACCCCGGAUGUCGGCGAGAGAAGUGGCACAAGCCAUGCAGCCGCGAUUGUGUCAGGACUCACUGCGUAUUUAUAUGGCCUACGGAAUUGGCAGCAGACAUCUUACGUCAAGGUCACACCCAUGAAACAGAUACUGAGAGACCAUGCAUGGUUGCGAAACAAUGCUCUCGCGUUCGCGGGGUGGGGACCAGCAAACGUGGUGUAUAAUCUAGCAAGAGGUGAUUCGCUUCACAAUGACGGAUGCAUCUUCACUCCUCCUGAUCCCUUCCCAACAAGUGGUACUCCUUCCGCAACUGGAGGCUCUUCCGCUAGCAGCAAUUCCUCUUUCAUGAAGACAGACACCACUUCUACGAAGAGCUCAUCCCAGCUAUCCACCACAUCGCUUGCAUCGGGAAGUUCGUCUGCCACACCAUCCUUUCAAACUUCAGCAACGCCGCCACUCACGCCAACUCCGACCGCCACGGCCGAUACCAACUGCGCUAUGUGUCGAAGUACGCUUGGUAAAUGUUUCGAAGACUGUGACCCGUCCGAUGACGUGUGUCUCGAAAUAUGCAGCUGUUUCAGACAACAAUUAGACGAGAAUUGCAAGCUUUGCACUGAAAUCACGACCUGCUCUCCGAAGCCGACAUCCACGGCGGCGUCUACGCCUAAGCCUACGCCCCUUACCCCUGAAGAGGUUGAGGCAUCUUGUGAUCGCUGCGUGGGUGCCGUGGCGGUAUGUAUCAAUGGCUGUGGAACUUCUCGAAAUCUCUGCUCAAAAAACUGUAAGUGCAAUGAAAGCAAGAACAACCCCGACUGUUAUAAUGGCGGGGGUUGCGGCUACGGAUGUGACGACUAA
Alternaria rosae is the source of this 1140-nucleotide messenger RNA. RefSeq lists its product as uncharacterized. Gene Ontology annotation, biological process: proteolysis. The transcript is spliced from 3 exons. Bases 1 to 1140 code for a protein of 379 amino acids. NCBI's taxonomy places the organism in Eukaryota, Fungi, Ascomycota, Dothideomycetes, Pleosporales, Pleosporaceae. The record is from RefSeq and is a predicted model, not a curated record. Gene Ontology annotation, molecular function: serine-type endopeptidase activity.